This is a messenger RNA of Aegilops tauschii subsp. strangulata, 1224 nucleotides long. RefSeq names its product fasciclin-like arabinogalactan protein 12. The record is from RefSeq and is a predicted model, not a curated record. Gene Ontology annotation, cellular component: plasma membrane. NCBI's taxonomy places the organism in Eukaryota, Viridiplantae, Streptophyta, Magnoliopsida, Poales, Poaceae. Gene Ontology annotation, biological process: plant-type secondary cell wall biogenesis.
AACACGGACUGCGAGAUCGCGCUCCCUCUCAGAUCAGCUCCUCCUCCCCAGCCCACCCACCAACCCAUCGCCCGCCGGGACACCACCACGGCAAUGGCGUCGGCGUCGCGGAUCCUCCUGGUCGCCGCGCUGCUCCUGGCGGCGUCGGCAAUGACAUCUGCGCAGAAGGCGAAGGCGCCCGCGAAGCCGGCCCCCGCGGCCGCCGACGCGCCCGCGGCCGUCGAGGCGCCCGCGAAGCCCGCCCCGGCCGCGGCCGACGCGCCCGGCGCGGCUGCCGCCGACGGGAAGCCCCCCACGGACGUGACGGCCAUGCUGGAGAAGUCCGGCAAGUACUCCAAGUUCGUGCAGCUGCUCAAGGAGACCCGCGUGGAGACGCAGAUCAACGCGCAGCUGACGGACAGCUACAACGGGCUGACCAUCUUCGCGCCCACCGACGCCGCCAUCGACGGGCUCAAGGCCGGCACCCUCAACGGGCUGUCGUCCCAGGAGCAGAUCCAGAUGGUGCUCUACUGCGUGCUGCCCCGGUUCUACUCGCUCUCCAUGCUCGGCACCCUCAACGGCAAGGUCAGCACGCAGGCGUCCGGCCACUCCGGCCCCUACACCUACAAGAUCAAGCCCUCCGGCAACAACGUCAACGUCUCCACCGGCGUUAAGGGCAACAACAUGCUCCUCGGCAGCGUGGUGAGCAAGGACUUCCCGCUGGCCGUCUACUCCGUGGACAAGAUGCCGCUCCCCUACGAGCUGUUCGGGCCGCAGCCGCCCACCCCGGCGCCCGCCCCGGCCCCGGCCCCCACCAAGUCCAAGCCCAAGAAGAAGAAGAAGUCCGCCGGGAUCGCCGAGGCGCCCGAGGCCGACGACGCCACCGCCGACGACGACACCGAGAAGUCCGCCGCCGCGUCCCUCUCCGGCGUCGCCAGGUGGGCCGCCGUCCUCGGUGCCGCCGUCGUCGGCGCCAUGUUCUGAUCCGAUCCGAGAGGAACAACACAUGGUGGUGUGGUGGUGCCAUCUUUCUUGCUCCGUGCGUGAUCGAGUUGCGUUGGCGGAUGGAUCCAUUGGUGGAUCCCUGUACCGAUAGAUACUGUGAUCUCAUGAUGAUGUGUGUGCCCAUCGGCUUUAUUCUUUCUCUUUUUCUUCCUUUCUUCUGAUGAAAACUUCUUCUCUCAAUUCUUGUUGAUUUGUACGCUGUAAUUUAUGUGAUAUACUAGUGCUUCUCGAAUUCAUUCA